Molecule: messenger RNA, 1245 nt
Organism: Lodderomyces pseudojiufengensis
Lineage: Eukaryota; Fungi; Ascomycota; Pichiomycetes; Serinales; Debaryomycetaceae
Gene: ARP1
Product: actin-related protein 1
Exons: 1
Coding region: 1-1245 (414 amino acids)
Source: RefSeq, a predicted model, not a curated record
AUGGAAACAUUAUAUAAUCAACCGAUAGUAGUUGAUAAUGGGUCAGGGAAUCUUAAAGCAGGCUUUGCUGGUGAAGAAAAGCCAAAAGCUUAUGCUUCGGCAAUCAUAGGGAGACCAAAAUACCAAAAAUUGAUGACAAAUUCAUUGAUUUCUUCAUCUGUCGGAUCACAUUUAACAAAAUCUGAUCCAGAUAUUUUCAUUGGUGAUGCAGCCCAAAAUAAUAGGGGGCUUCUAAAAUUAACAUACCCUAUUGAGCAUGGAAUUGUCACAAAUUGGUCAGAUAUGGAGAAAUUAUGGUAUCAUAUGUUUGAAACAGAUUUAAAAAUACAACCUGAAGAUCAUCCACUUCUAAUAACUGAAGCACCUUUAAAUCCAAGAUCUAAUAGAGAUAAAAUGUGUCAAAUUAUGUUUGAACAAUUCAAUAUUCCAUGUUUAUAUUUAUCAAUUCAAGCAGUAUUGGCAUUAUAUGCAUCAGGAAGAACAACUGGGGUAGUGAUAGACAGUGGAGAUGGAGUUACUCAUGUUGUCCCAGUUUAUGAAGGAUUUUCAUUACCGUCUUCAAUAAAAAGAAUUGAUAUUGCAGGACGAGAUAUAACUCAAAAUCUAUCUUUUAAUAUACGGCGUGUUUCAGGAGUUGCGUUACAAAGUAGUUCAGAAAUGGAAAUUGUACGACUAAUAAAGGAACAAUGUUGUUUUGUUUCAAAAGAUGUAGUAAAAGAUGAAAAAUUGUAUGGAGCUCAUUAUUUAAGAAAAAGUGCAGGUAAAAGUGAAAUUUUUGCUAGUUACAAAUUACCAGAUGGUCAUGAAUUGAAGUUAGGUGUUGAAAGAUUCAGAGCUCCUGAAAUAUUAUUCAAUCCUCAAAUCAUUGGAGAUGAAAGUCAAGGAAUUCAUGAACUUACUUCUUUAGCAAUUGCCAAAACUGAUUUAGAUUUAAGACCAAUUUUAUAUCAAAACAUAUUAUUAUCUGGCGGUAAUACUCUUUUAAAAAAUUUUGGAGAUAGAUUACUAAAGGAAUUGAAAGAUUUACAAAAUAUCCAUGAAUCAAGUAAUCCCUUGUGGAGUAAUAACAAAAUAGAGAGUUACAACACCAAAUUGAAAGUCAAGAUCUAUGCACCUCCAGAAAGAAAAUAUUCAACUUGGAUAGGUGGCUCAAUAUUAGCAGGAUUAUCAACGUUUAAAAAGAUGUGGGUAACUGCUGCAGAAUAUCGUGAAAAUCCCGAAAUAAUACAUAAGAAAUGUUUGUAA